Messenger RNA from Aspergillus sclerotioniger CBS 115572, 1740 nucleotides. RefSeq names its product transcription factor SPN1. Gene Ontology annotation, cellular component: nucleus. The record is from RefSeq and is a predicted model, not a curated record. The transcript is spliced from 4 exons. Gene Ontology annotation, biological process: poly(A)+ mRNA export from nucleus. The coding region runs from base 267 to 1619 and encodes 450 amino acids. NCBI's taxonomy places the organism in Eukaryota, Fungi, Ascomycota, Eurotiomycetes, Eurotiales, Aspergillaceae.
CUUGCUUGACUACUUAUACCUUCGACUCGCUGCGUUCUUUCUCUCUUCCACAUUUAUCGAACUGAUCUAUUUACUUACCUACCUACCUGUCUACCUGUCUUCUUCCGGAAGAGUUGCCGUGAGAGACAUACACACGAAUCCGGAGACAAAGUCCUUGACGAGAGAGUUGGUCUUAGACCAACCACCAACCACCCACCCAGCAGGGUAAAAGGAGACCGACCUUCACCAUCUCCCUCUCCAUCCACAACACCACAACCACGAUCGAAAUGUCCGAAACACACAGUCCUGAGCCCGAGCUCGAGGUCAAGCCAACGGUCACAGACGACCAAGCGCCCCCGACUCCCGGCGGCGCUAUCUCGGAUGAUGAGCCCGCCAAGGAGGAGAUCGAUGAUGCACAGCCUGAAGUUGAGCAACAACCAGAGGGUGAGGGUGAGGCAGAGGUAGAGGCAGAGGAGCAAGUUGAGGAAGAAGAUGAGGAUAAGCAGUCCGAUGACGAAUCCAUCCUGUCAGAAGUCGACGAAGCCCAGUUUGAGGAUUUCGAUCCCGAGAACGUCGACAUCGAGGAUCGCCCGCAGCUAGCCAUCGACGAGGAUAAUUUGAAGUUGAUUGGACGGCAUAAGCGGAAGCGCGCGGAGGGGGGCGAUGAAGAGCGCUCGAAGAGGAAGAGGGAGGGGAGGCGCGAGAAGAAGACUCGUCGCAUGAGGGAGCUUGAGGAUGGGGGCGCGAGUGAUGAGGAGAAGGCCAGUCGGAAGAGGAAGAGGAAGGAGGCCGCGAUGCAGGAGGAGGAGUUGUUGGAUCCGGCUACUAGACGGAGGAGAGCGCUGGAUCGUGCGAUGGAUGAGGCGUUGAAGAAGCCUACGAAGAGACGGUUUAGAAAGGCUGAUGGCAUUGAUCUCGAACAAAUGGCCGAUGCCGAAAUCGAAGAUAUGCGCAAGCGUAUGACCCACGCCGCCCAGAUGGACGCCAUCAACCGUCGCGAGAGCAAGCCCGCCAUGCACAAGCUCAAGAUGCUCCCCGAGGUCGUCUCCCUGCUUAACCGAAAUCAAUACGUCAACAGUCUGGUCGACCCCGAGAUCAACCUGCUCGAGGCCGUUAAGUUCUUCCUUGAGCCCUUGGAUGACGCCUCCCUGCCGGCGUACAACAUUCAGCGGGACCUGAUGACCGCGCUGGGCAAGCUGCCGAUCAACAAGGAGGCCCUAGUUGCCAGUGGCAUCGGCAAGGUGAUUGUGUUCUACACGCGGAGCAAGCGUCCCGAGCCGGGCAUCAAGCGCAUGGCAGAGCGUCUGCUGGCCGAAUGGACGCGCCCGAUUCUCCAGCGCAGCGACGAUUACUCAAAGAGGGUGUACCAGGAGGCUGCUUUUGAUCCUACUAAACUGAACACGACCCGCACCCAAUCCGUACAGGCCACGGCUGCAGAGGCUCGGGCUCGCGCAUUGUUGCCUCCUCGUCUGGCGAACCGGGCGCGCGCUGACAUGACACACACGAGUUACACGGUGGUGCCGCGGCCGACGAUGGUGCAGGAGAGCAAGUUUGCGCGACCUUUGGGCGCCAGCGGCGAGGACCGGUUCCGGAAGAUGCGGGCGCGACAGAUUGCGGCGCAGAAGGGAUCACGUCGGUAGAUUUUCGGGCUGGACUAUCUUGCUUUAUUUUUCAUCUCAUAUGCACUGUGUAUGUCAGGCAUUAUCUCGUAGUUAACUCGGGGGGGCGGCGCAGGCGGAAUGUAUUAAGUCUUAUUGGAUC